AAAACGUAAUGAACGUGAAACUUGAAGUAGACUCUAGGGAAUCAGGGUUGCUGACUCGUAACUGAUUUUACUUUUAAAGAUAGAGACGGACUGAUACAUUUAGGAAUUAGGGUUUUUACAUUUCGAUUUUGUGUGUGAGAAUUUCAAAAGGAAGUUGAAGAAGAAUAAUCUCGAGUUCUAGUUAAUGGAGGAAAAUAAUCAAUCACCACCGGUUAAGAAAGAACCAGAAGUUGCAGAGAAAAAAGAAGAAGUCAGCGGAGGAGGAGGUGGUUGGGGAGGUUGGGGAAUUUCUCCAUUUUCUGUUUUAUCAGAUCUUCAGAAAGCUGCUGCUGUUGCAGCUGAAGAGAUUACUCGCAAUGCAGCUGCCAUGGCUAAGAGUAUCGGAGAAGAUAUGCAAUCAUCUGAUGACACAGAACCCUUGAAGGAGGAAGAUGAGUCUGAUGAUCCAACACCUGCAGAAGAUACUGAUGACGAUGAUGAUAAGCGGCGAAAAUCUGCUCUAGAUAAAUUGGAGAAGGCCAGUGAAGAUUCUCUCUUGGGUCAAGGUCUUAAGGUUCUUGACAGCUCAGUGGAGAACUUUGCUUCCGGAGCAUGGCAAGCGUUUGGCAAUGCAUGGAAAGGGGGCUCACAGUUCAUCCAUAAGUUAGAGAGCUCUGCUGCAAACAUUGCAGAAUCCAUUCAGCAUACCAGUCUACCUGCAACACCUGGUUCUGUUGCUCCAUCUCUAAUAGAGAGUGGAAAAGCAUUAACCUCAAAGGGCAUACAAGUGCUUGAGCGAGUGGGUAAGGAGACUAUGGAUCUACUUAUUACAGAGACUGGUAUGGAAGUUGAUAAGAAUCCCGAAGCUGAGCAGCAAGCAGACGAAGAGCAGCUUUUCGAGGAAGUUUCAUUUGAUCGAUGUUUCUAUAUCUAUGGAGGUCCUGAGCAGUUGGAGGAACUUGAGGCGUUAUCCAGUCAUUAUACAUUGUUAUUUAACAGGAGGAAAGCAAAAUUAUCAGCAGAGCAGAAAUCUUUCUAUGAAGGAAAGCUUAAACAGGUUCAACAGAUAUUCAGUUUAAGUACUGAAGGUGAUGAUAAUGGUGCUGAUUCUGACAAGGGGAAGAAAGUUGAGACUGUCGAGGGAUCUGGCGAUGAGAUGAAAAGUUUACGUGAUGCAAGUGUCAGUAAGGCUGCCGAUAUGGCUGCUGGGUUCGCAACUAGCCUAGCUGGGAUAGCUGCAAAUGAAAUAAUACAGCGAACUGCUGGUAGACUCGAGGGAAUUCAUUCUGAGGGAGUCCAUAGACUCUCAGAGUUAUGCUGUUCUGCUGUUACUCAGCUUUUCAUGCUUGGAAAAUCUAUUAUCUCAAGUGCAAAUAAAGCACAAAAUGAAGAAACGGAGCAGGAAGAUAUGAAGAUUGAAUGGCCAGAGGAUUCUGUUGAAAGAGCCAAGCUCAUCAGAUCAAAAGCACAGUCAAUGGCAGGAGAUGUUGAAUUGGUAUCAAAUAGUUUUAUCACGGGUAUAUCCGAUGUAGUCGAAGCCUACCAAGCUGCGAUAAAAGGUGCAACUGCUAAUGCUCAUGAUGGCCUUCCACAAACUUCAGUGCAGGAGAAAGCUGAUGCCAUCUCUGAUCAUCUUCAUGCUGACCAGGCUACUGCUUUAGACAAGAUUCAGGAAGGACUUCAGUUCUUGGCAUUUGUGGUCAUCUCUUCCUCCAUGCCCAGUGCUUGAGAUUCAGUAAUUCAGUAACUUACUCUUGUUGUUUUAGUUUAGAUUUUCAUUUGUAAAUAGUUACACUUCAACACAGGCUUUUGUGAGUGAAUCAUUUUCUAUACCACAACACUUCACUCUGUUUGAAUUUAAAGUUACAAACUAACUUGAAGGAGGCAUUUCCUCGUUCUGAAAAUCAAUAAUGAGUUCUAAGAUAUUAUGACGUACAGGUGUUUUAUUUUUUAUUAGUGUGAAAUUUCCAUAAGAAAGUUUGA
Molecule: messenger RNA, 1962 nt
Organism: Papaver somniferum (opium poppy)
Lineage: Eukaryota; Viridiplantae; Streptophyta; Magnoliopsida; Ranunculales; Papaveraceae
Exons: 9
Coding region: 185-1708 (507 amino acids)
Source: RefSeq, a predicted model, not a curated record